CACUACACAGGGCUCACAGGCGACAGUGGCAUAACACGUGUGUGUGUGUGUGGGAGAGAGUGACAAUUAGACACCAUGACCAUUAGAAACCCUCUCCGGGAUCACGGACAGAGGUAUCGACCAAGGAUCGCUUGUCUCAAGAAGGCAGAGAAGGUGCUGCUGGAGAUGCAGGACCUCAAAACAGGAGUUAAGUCACAGCCCCAGAGACUGGUUAUUACAACAAUACCACACGCUAUUACUGGGGAAGACAUAAUUGCAUGGUUAGCGGACAGAUUCCAAGUAGACACACAAGAGGCAAGGAGUUUUGGCUCAAUGCUGGUGGCGCUAGGAUACAUCUACCCUCUACAAGACCACAAACGCUUGGUGAUCAAACCAGAUGCAUCCCUCUAUCGCUUCCAGACACCGUACUUCUGGCCCACACAGCAGUGGCCUGUGGAGGAUACAGAUUAUGCGAUCUACCUGGCGAAAAGAAACAUACGCAAGAAGGGAAUCCUGGAGGUGCAUGAGCAGGAGCACUAUAACCAUCUUCACAAGUGGAUGAAUCAUAAAUGGGAUUUCAUAGUGAUGCAAGCUAAAGAGCAGUACAGAGCUGCGAAGGAGAGGAAGAAACCGGACCGUGUGGUGUUUGACUGCCAGGAGAGAGCCUACUGGGUGGUUCAUAGACCUCCGCCAGGGACAGUGAGCGCCAUGGACUAUGGACUGGAUCGACUAAUAGAUCCCAACGCAGACGAGGCCAAAACACCUGACUUCUACGCGAGAAUCAUGAUCUUUACUCAACAGUCCAUCAUGAGGCCCAGAGUGAAGUCAUCCGUGUCACUUGGCGCAGUGGUGAAGUACUGUGCCACCUAUAACAACCACGACCCUUUCCUCUCAAAGUGUCUUCCCAGCAACCCCUGGCUCACUGACGAUGUCACGUACUGGACCUUAAACAUGCCCUAUGUGGAAAUACCAACUAAAAUGCGAGUGGAGAGGUGGACGUUUAGCUUCGCAGAGCUGCUCUCAGACCCUCGAGGACGAAAUGAUUUCAGACUCUUCCUAAAGAAAGAAUUCAGCGGUGAGAACUUGGCAUUCUGGGAGGGUUGUGAAGAUCUGAAGUGGGGCGAAGCUGCGACGAUGAGAGAGAAAGCAGAGCAUAUCUACAAGACAUUCCUGGCACGUGGUGCCCCGCGGUGGAUCAACAUCGACGGAAAAACGAUGGAAAUCACGGUGAAGGGCCUGAAACACCCACACAGAUACGUCCUGGACGCAGCCCAAACUCACAUCUACAUGCUCAUGAAGAAGGACUCGUACGGCCGGUACCAGAAAUCUCCAGUGUUUAAGGAAACGGUGAAGAAGGCCAUCUGUCCUGAGGAACACCAUUUCACGGAUGCCCAGUUGGAGCAAAAUGCAAAGAAGAGACGGCCCAGUCUCAGCCCCAUCAUCCUGCGGCAGAUGGAGCAGGAGCAGAAGGCCAAGAUGGCCGCCAAUGUCGACAUCACACAGGUCAUGAGCAAACUCAGCAAGCAGGGCAAGGAGGCGCCCCCUCCUCCCUGUCCUCUACCUAAGAAAUAAACAUAAACAUGUGAUGUUCAGUGUUUUUAAGAAAUUAAAUUAAAAUUAAAUUUAGUGGAAUCAUUUUAAAUAAGAUGCUGCAGUUUAUUUCUUAAUGCUAAUGUUUACACUUUAAUGCCAUUUUACUUUGUUUAAUAAAGUUUAAUAUUCAAAUACUCAUAGACAUACAGUAUAUAUCCAUACUAAUGUCAAAGAAUCACAAAGAUCUAUUUCCAAUGUGACGUUCAGUUGAAAGAAAACCGCUUAGUUGUUGGUUGUUUCAGCCACAAAAGGCCACAAAAUUAGAUCUACAUCAUCAUCAUGUAUCAGUCAAUUUCUUUCAACAAGUACAAGUAUGUUUACAGUACGUAAAGCGAUUGGGAAUGGGAACGUGCACCACUGAGAAAAGAAUCAGACAAAAGAUCUGCACACUGUAUUAUAAAUUCCCAGCAGUAUUAAGUGUGUAAUGGUUUGAGCAGAGAGAGAGAGAGAGAGAGAGAGAGAGAGAGAGAGAGAGAGAGACAGAGAGAGACAGAGAGAGAGAGACAGAGAGAGAGAGACAGAGAUAUUGGUCAGCAUUGUCAAAUCACCACCACAAAGCAGAACGAGCAAAAUAUCAGGUGAUUCUGAUCUGCACGAUUGUGAUCAAUCCAUUUGAACCAAUCAGAGCAGAGCUGAACGACGCCGCCUGAUACUCCCACAAAGGGGACAGGGCAUGGUUCUGUGAAAAGGAACUACAAACAUCCUGAUCAAUAUUAUACAGGCAUAUACUAAAUACGACACAUAGGUUGAAUCUAAUUUUUAUCAUAAAUCACAUAAAUCGUCCAGAAAAAAAACAAAAAAGUGGAAAUCUAGUGGAAGUACAAAUAGUAAACUAAUAUGAGGCUAUUUUAAAGCUCACCCAACAUCACCCCACCUACCUCUAAUGGUAACGAGCCCUGCACAUGUGAGACUUUUGGGUGUUUUUCCACCACACAUUAAAUGUAUUUACCUGGCAAAUGUCUCAUAAAACUAUUAUGAGAAAUAAGGUUUGUGAUUUGUGUGAACUGAGCCUUUAAACACAUCCUAAACUUCUCACAUGUCUAUAACACAAGUCACGUUGAGAACUGACAACAGGCAUUAGACAAACGGCCAUAUUGAGACAUCUGUUACUAUCUGUUACAUUUCUGUCCAUACAAGCUGUAACUGUUGUCUGUCUUGUUUUUCUUAUAACACACACGUUGUACUGUACAUCUUCACUCAUACACUGUUGUUUAUUGUACUGUGUUUUCUUUGUCAUAAGUCAUGAGCUAAUAAAACACCCACAAACCACCUCAUGUA
Perca flavescens (yellow perch) is the source of this 2850-nucleotide messenger RNA. Its product is annotated as regulator of G-protein signaling 9. Gene Ontology annotation, cellular component: plasma membrane; neuron projection; cytoplasm. Bases 76 to 1551 code for a protein of 491 amino acids. The record is from RefSeq and is a predicted model, not a curated record. The transcript is spliced from 17 exons. Gene Ontology annotation, molecular function: GTPase activator activity. Gene Ontology annotation, biological process: intracellular signal transduction; regulation of G protein-coupled receptor signaling pathway; G protein-coupled receptor signaling pathway. Lineage: Eukaryota; Metazoa; Chordata; Actinopteri; Perciformes; Percidae.